GGAGUGGAUUGCUUAGCAAAUAUACCGACGCUUGCGUCGCAGCGCUGGAGGAGCUUUUGUAACACGCAUGAUUGUUUUAAAGGUGGAAUAAAUUUGGACAUGGCUUCAUCUUUUCAUCUGCCGAGAAGCAACAGCACCAGAGAAACGUUAGAGAACUCGAGCUGCGAAUCUUCAGAUAAUGAAACAGCAGAAAAGGAGAGGUCUGUCGAGCAGAGAAGUGACGACGGGAAUGCCGAUGAUUCCAAGAAAAAAAAACAAAGACGGCAGAGGACUCACUUCACCAGCCAGCAGCUGCAGGAGCUUGAAGCCACUUUCCAGAGGAACCGAUACCCGGACAUGAGCACCAGAGAGGAGAUCGCAGUGUGGACCAACCUCACGGAGGCCCGAGUCCGGGUUUGGUUCAAGAAUCGGAGGGCGAAAUGGAGAAAAAGGGAGCGCAACCAGCAAAUGGAUUUGUGUAAGAACAGUUACCUGCCCCAGUUCAGCGGACUAAUGCAGCCGUAUGAGGACGUCUACCCCGCGUACACCUACAACAACUGGACCAACAAAGGCCUGGCCCCAACCCCGCUGUCCACCAAGAACUUCACCUUCUUUAAUUCCAUGAGUCCCCUCACGUCCCAGUCCAUGUUCUCAGCCCCGACCUCGAUCUCCUCCAUGAGCAUGGCGUCUGGGAUGGGACACUCCGCCGUGCCUGGCAUGCCGACCACCGGCCUGAACAACAUCGGUAACCUGAACGGUAUCGGGAGCUCCGCGAUCAGUCCGGCCAUGAGCUCGUCAGCGUGCCCCUACGGACCUCCGGGAUCUCCUUACAGCGUCUACAGGGACACUUGCAACUCCUUAAGACUGAGAUCCAAGCAGCAUCCAUCUUUCGGAUAUAGCGGGUUGCAGAGUCCCGGCUCUAGUCUAAACGCAUGCCAGUACAACAGCUGACGAGUUAACCUCCAGUGAACGGACCCCGGGAGAAAUAACAACCGUACUGGAUUUGGUGCGAUCGGCAUUUUGCAGUGGAAUAUGCGGAUCGUCUGUGUUUACCUAAACUUGCACAACAAUGUAAAUCCAUUGUUUGGAUUUCAACGUUUUGAAGCAGGUUAAACUGAUACAUUGUACAUAAAUAUAAACGUGGAACAAAAUUUGAAUAUGACGCAGUGCUCCAAGUGGGAACAAUGGUUUGUCAGAACACAAGCGUGUAAUUAGCGCAGCGUGUCGUGGUAAUUAGGCCUCGUGAUGAGUCGUGUUCGUCGUGUUUGUAUUCAGUGUCACGCAGAGGGUUUGUUGUCCUCGUGGCCUCUCCUGGAUUCUUUCCACGUCGUUGUUUCAUUGUGUCGAUAAUAGAUUUACCGCAUGCUUACUUCGAGUGCAAAAAAAAUGUUUUGUAAAAAUUAUAUGAAUGUGUAGACUAAAUAACAAAGCUAUAACUGUAUGUUGUACCCCUGUAGAUUGAAAUUGUGCUUAUGUUUAUGGAAAUGUUUGAAUAAACCUCAAAAUUAAGAA
Messenger RNA from Sinocyclocheilus rhinocerous, 1491 nucleotides. Its product is annotated as pituitary homeobox 1-like. Gene Ontology annotation, biological process: anatomical structure morphogenesis; regulation of transcription by RNA polymerase II. The record is from RefSeq and is a predicted model, not a curated record. Gene Ontology annotation, molecular function: DNA-binding transcription factor activity, RNA polymerase II-specific; RNA polymerase II cis-regulatory region sequence-specific DNA binding. Lineage: Eukaryota; Metazoa; Chordata; Actinopteri; Cypriniformes; Cyprinidae. The transcript is spliced from 3 exons. Bases 100 to 930 code for a protein of 276 amino acids. Gene Ontology annotation, cellular component: nucleus.